AUGGCACCAACGCCUGUAACAAAUUUGUCACGGACGACCAGCAAAACCAACGAGGCGGCGGACACAUCUGAGGCAACUUCGCUCAACUCGGCACAGUACAAUGAAAAGGGCGAAUCUAAGAUCGGACGAAUCGUGGGCGGAAAAUACCUCGAUGAGGCAAAUCAAGAUAUCGAUGCAGAUUGUGGGCCCAUCAAAACAGUGGAUAUCGACAUGCCGCUUACCCUCACUGAAAUAGUUGAACACAACGGCAAAGACUACAUUGUCCUUACCUUCGCAACUGGCGACUCGCAAAACCCGUUCAACUGGAAUCCAUGGUAUAAACGAAGUAUCAGCACGAUGCUUAAUCUGAUGACACUGUUUAUCGGAUUAGCCACGACAGCGUACAGCUCGGGCAUCAGCAGCAUGUGCGCCGAGUUCGGGGUACCCACCAUCCUCGGUCAGCUCGGCCUUUUCACUUUCAACAUGGCGUGCGCUGUCACACCAAUGAUACUAGCCCCCCUCUGUGAGCUUGCAGGACGCAAGGUUGUCUACGCCGGAGCAUUCCUCUGCUUUUCGCUCAUGUUCAUUGGAUUGGCUUUAGCGAAGGAUAUCGGCACUAUUAUUGGACUGCGUCUACUACUUGGCUUGUUCGGCUGUGUUGGGACUAUCUUGGUCGGCGGUACCUUCGACGACAUGUACGAGCCACAUAAGCGAGGACGUCCGAUGGCGAUGUUUAGUUUUGUUGCGAUAUUUGGGACGGUUGCAGCACCGAUCUAUGCCGGUUUCAUCGACCAAGCCAUCGGAUGGCGAUGGAUCGAAGGUAUCCAAGGAUUGGCCAACGUGCCGCUUCUGAUCGCCGUCUUCCUCUUCUUCCCUGAGACGCGCGGAGGUGUGGCUUUACACAAGCGUGCUAAAGAGCUUCGCAAGGCUACCAACGACGAACGCUAUGUCGCCGAGGACGAUAUCUACACACCUGAUGUGAAGUCCAUGCUUCGAGCUUCUUCUGUCAAGGCGAUACGCAUGCUCGUUACCGAGCCUGUAGUUUUCGCGUUCGGACUGUGGAUCGCCUUCUGCUGGGCCGUCGUUUUCCUCUUCUUGUCGGUCAUCCCGAUCACCUUCUCCGAGAAGCGCGGCUGGUCCGAGGGUGUCAGCGGACUUCCGUACAUCUCGCUCGCAGUCGGAACAUUCUUGGGAUGGGCCGCGCAUCACCUUCAAAUGCGCAAGUACGAUCGUCUGCAGGCUGAUCCCAAUGUUCAGAUCGUGCCUGAAUACCGCCUGUACGGCGCCAUGUUUGGCGCGGUUUGGCUUCCUAUUGGCCUUUUCAUUUAUUCAUUCACUCAAUACGGGUACUUGAUCUGGGUUGGCCCAGUAAUCGGGCUUGCACCAAUCGCGUUCGGCAUCUUCUUUGUAUUCGAGAGCACCUACAGCUAUACUGCAGACUGUUAUGGUGAGAACUCUUCGUCGGCGAUUGCAGGGCAGGGUCUGAUGAGGAACACUCUCGGUGCAGUCACGCCGCUAUUCGCCAAUGCUUUCUUUCACAAUGUGGGCAGUCAGUACGCUGGGCUUAUCCUGGCCUUGUUCGGCACAGCGCUCAGCAUGAUACCUUUCGUCAUGUUCAAGUUCGGACACAAGCUUAGAGCGAGAAGUAAGCUGGCGAGAGAGUACAACGGGCAUUAA
This is a messenger RNA of Didymosphaeria variabile, 1656 nucleotides long. RefSeq lists its product as uncharacterized. The record is from RefSeq and is a predicted model, not a curated record. Gene Ontology annotation, biological process: transmembrane transport. The coding region runs from base 1 to 1656 and encodes 551 amino acids. Gene Ontology annotation, molecular function: transmembrane transporter activity. The transcript has a single exon. NCBI's taxonomy places the organism in Eukaryota, Fungi, Ascomycota, Dothideomycetes, Pleosporales, Didymosphaeriaceae.